GAGGGAGAGAGAGAGAGAGAGAGAAUAUUAACUUAACCUAACCUCUAACCAAUCCUAAGCUUUCGUUUAGAAUCGUUAUACUCGCUAGUGAACGAUCAAAAUAUCAUUGAAUGUUUUGGUUCAAGGAACGACUGAAUUAACAGUUUCACAGUAUGUCGAUCAAACUCUUCAGGACUAUCAAUCUGCUAAUUCCGAGAAGUCAAUAUGUGCGGCACGGACACCGGUUACGUGGAAAGCCACCGUUGAUCGCCCGUAGUCUGAAGCAGCGUCUCGAGAUACUUAAACGGGCGAAAGAGGAUUCAACGUUGGAUUUCGAUGUAAACAUUGGCUUCCCAGUGACCCAGAUCUCUAGACGAACAAUGACGAAAACUUGGGCAAAUGAGAUAACCGCGCAUAGAAAUAAUCCCGAGUUAGAGAGAGUCUCACGUACCAGACAGCUACUUGUGGAUCUAAAAGAUGUGAGAAAACAUUGGCUGCAGACCGACGGGCCAUUUCACGUUUACAGAAUAGCAAAGCACUAUGGUGUCUACAGUGAUCUCUAUAAGGAUGCGUAUUUUAUGCCGACGGUUCCGUUGGAUAUAACUUAUGACUUGCAAGAUGAUAAAAUGGUAAGAGUUUACACUGGUAACGUAAUCAAACCAGAGGAAGCUUCCAAAGCACCUGAUAUAGUAUACAAUACGAAGGAUGAAUCACUGUGGACAUUCUUAAUGACUACACCAGAUUGUAAUUUGACCAACCCUAGUAAUGAAUAUUGCCAUUGGUUCAUUGGCAACAUUCCUGGGAAUCGUGUAAAUGAAGGAGAGGAGCUGAUAGAUUAUUUAAGACCAAUACCAGCAUAUGGUAUCGGAUACUGCAGAUAUAUCUUUAUAUUAUACAAGCAGAACUGUCAUAUAAAUUACUCGGAAUAUAAAAAAACAAAGCCUUGUUUGAAUCUGAAGGAACGUAACUGGCAGACACGAGAUUUUUAUUCAAAGCAUCAGCAUCAAUUGACGCCUGCUGGCUUGGCAUUCUUCCAAUCAGACUGGGACUACACGAUGAAAGAAUUUUAUUACGACACACUGAAAAUGAAAAUGCCAAUAUAUCAGUAUGAUUUUCCACAACCAUAUAUCAAGAAACAAGUUUGGUUCCCCUUGAAGGAACCGUUCAAUCUCUACCUGGACAAAUACCGUGAUCCCAAACAAAUAAUGAAAGAAUUCUUGCUGAGGAAAUUGAAAAAAACUCAUCCAUUCAAAGGGUCAGAUCGAAAACCGUUAUUCCCGUUAGCUUAUCGUACCCAUCCCAACAUGCCAUCCUGGUUGAAAUUUGAGAUUUUAAAGAAGAGGUUGGGGUAUGGUCGUGUUAAUGAUCUCGAUGAAUAUUAGAGAUUGGAGUAAUAUGGUUAUAAUAUAAUAAAUAAUUAUUCUGGA
Messenger RNA from Odontomachus brunneus, 1406 nucleotides. It is a transcript of the gene mRpL38, whose product is annotated as 39S ribosomal protein L38, mitochondrial. The transcript has a single exon. The coding region runs from base 153 to 1361 and encodes 402 amino acids. Gene Ontology annotation, cellular component: mitochondrial large ribosomal subunit. Lineage: Eukaryota; Metazoa; Arthropoda; Insecta; Hymenoptera; Formicidae. The record is from RefSeq and is a predicted model, not a curated record.